CACACAGUCGAAGGCUCCUCGCUGACACGUCCGUUCCCCCCGUUAAUGUAGUUGCGAGAAACUGCGUUAAUGGUAUGGGAAAUGUAAUUUUCUUUCGGCUGACUCAGAACUAAAUUAAGUAACUUAAUAAGUAAUUAAGUAAAAAAAAGAAGGAACCUUAGUCUUUUUUAUUUUCAAGUAACCUACAAAGAAAAAGAAGAAAAAUGCUCCCACUGGUGAAGCGGGGCUGUCUCAUCCUCCCUCAAAAUGGAGUCGUGGACGGACGGAUCCACGCCACGCACAUACUGGGCUGCCCGCAGCUGCUGCAGUCGCACGGCGGCAGCGUGGCCUCCGGCGACCCGCCCAAGAGGCCGAAGAGCCUGGGAGUGAGCUCCAUCAGUGGAUAUACGGAACCCAAGUACCUGCGGAGCGACGACAGCGAGGGGGACUCGCUGCCCUGCUCCCCGGAGCUGCAGAGCCCCUCCGGGCAGAGCCCCGCCGGCCACGCGGUGGACGAGCUGCUGGAGGAGGAGACCCGGCAGCUGGUUAGGACUUUCCUCAGAGACUUUGUGGGACUUUCCUUAAAUAAGUGCAGUGAAAGCAAAGCCCUGGCCACCAUGAAUAGAGUGGUGGAGGACGUUCUGGCCAAGCACAGAUACGCGUACAAUGGUAUGAUCAAGAAGCUAUCGUUGGACGAUAAGGACGAUAUGGUGUUUGUUAGCGAUGUAGCCAAGAGCCUGUUUGCAGACGGGACCACCAACUGGGGUCGCAUCGCCAGCCUGGUGGCCUUCGGGGCAGCGGUGUCUCAGUACCUGAAGGAGAAGGGCAGGUUGAACUGCGUGGACUUGGUGGCGCAGGAGAUUUCCACAUACUUGCUCACACACCAAGGAGACUGGCUGGUCAAAAACAACUCAUGGGAGGGUUUUGUGGAGUUCUUUCGAGUAGCAGACCCAGAGUCGACAGUCAGGAAAUCACUCAUGGCCUUCAUUGGAGUUGCUGGUAUUGGGGCGACACUGGCCCUGUUGAGCAGGUGAAUUUGUUGGACUUGGACUUACUUAUGGAUACUUUCACCAACAUUUUCUCCUUAUGUAUAGAAGAUGGAACUUCUGAAAUGAUCACACCAGUAGUUUUUGAUCCCUUUUUGUUCUUUUUUUGAGUGAAUGUUUUUUUUUUAAAUAACUGAAAAACUUUGUUUUUUUUUUUCUUUACAAAAAAAGUAAAAUUUGGACUUUAUUUAAUUCAAAUAAAUUUAUUUUUCUAAUAAAUUUAAAAUGUUUCUAUGAUUACUCAAAUGGUUAUGGGAAUCAGUUGAGCUGAUUUUGUUAAAUCUUACCCUGACUGGCUUUUUACUUGUUUAUAGAUGUAUAUCAAAAUUAUCUGGUAUUGGUUUGUUUUUAACCCCCAGGCCAAAGCAGCAAAGAGCUGUAGCUUUUUCAAUACGUACACAGACACGAAGCCCAUUUUCAUGCAGCCUGUUCAUAGCCAUGGACUCUGGACAAUCAAGUGGAGGGAGGAUUUGCAUGAGUGUAAUACUUCCUUGUUAUGAUACGGAUCUGUGCAAGUUUAACCAUGAGCUGGACUUUUCUGACUAAAAGAUUCCAGGACGGCUGGAGUCUGUCAAACAAAAAAAGCAUUGAAACAAGGCUAUUUAGUCCUUUUUUUUGGAAGGACCAUCCUCAAGAAAACAGACCAAAUUGAUACCAGUCAGUUUCAACAAUGUGGCCAGAUACAGGUGUUAGAUCAAAGAUGUCUACAGAAUAAAGAUAUGUUGAAAUCUUA
Cololabis saira (Pacific saury) is the source of this 1758-nucleotide messenger RNA. It is a transcript of the gene mcl1b, whose product is annotated as MCL1 apoptosis regulator, BCL2 family member b. Gene Ontology annotation, cellular component: mitochondrial outer membrane. NCBI's taxonomy places the organism in Eukaryota, Metazoa, Chordata, Actinopteri, Beloniformes, Belonidae. The record is from RefSeq and is a predicted model, not a curated record. Gene Ontology annotation, biological process: release of cytochrome c from mitochondria; intrinsic apoptotic signaling pathway in response to DNA damage; mitochondrial fusion. Gene Ontology annotation, molecular function: protein heterodimerization activity; protein homodimerization activity; channel activity. Bases 204 to 1013 code for a protein of 269 amino acids. The transcript is spliced from 3 exons.